AUGAGCUCAAAGUGGAUUUCUCAGCGUGACUUCUCCAUCGCCUCUGAGGAGACCGGCAACUCGUUGAAGGAGAGAAGCCUCCUCGCUCCCCAGGCCCGCGUAUUCGAGAGAUUGCGACGCACGGUGUCAAUGCCGAAAGGAGGAGAGAUGGAGAAGCCUAAAGUGCCUGAUGCACGGCCUGAAUCACCGCAAGUGAAAACUGACUACUUUAAGGGCUUCAAUCGAGCAAAAUCACUAUUCUUUCACUCCUGUCGUCUGACCAAAUCGGAGAAGAGUGAAAAGUCGUACAGAAAUCCUCUUUCUACCGCCUUUAGCAAGCACAAUCAUUGUCAGCAGCAACAAUCAAGACCGUCUGUGGUUUCAGAAACGGACACAGUUGCAUCUUCACUUUCCUUUGAUGGAGAGGACGAGGAAAGAGAAAAGGACGAUGAUUUGUCUAGCGUCUACGAACAUCCAAUGCUCGCGGAGUUGGAAGCCGAGGUGACUGUUCCUCCACCACCACCCAGAGCCCGUCCAGCAUGGCUCAAAGCUGCGUUGGAGAAGUCUCGAGAGACUUUGGAAUCAUCUCGUCAGGUGAGAGCUUCAUCCCCCGUAGAUAUUGUCUCCUUAGCUGCGUCUGUUUACUCCGAGGAUGGCAGUUUCUUGAACUACUUCGACGAUGGGGAGGACGAUGGUUAUGCGGAGGUUAAGAUUUAUCCUGUGUUACAGAAUGGUGUCAAGAUUAGUGACACUCAUUAUUGGGUCAUUAACCCCCCUAAAAGGCGAUUAAGACGUUGGCAGGAUGCAGGGAUCAAUUCUGACGGCAGACCGACUACUUUAUCAACCAAACUGUGGAAUGAAGGACAUUCACACUACGAAAAUCUGCCCGGCACUUCAGCCUGCUCUUCACCUGGAACUAAUGUACAAAGCGAGGACUUUCGAUCAACCCAACUUCGAAGAGGCCGAUCUGAGUGCAAUAAAGAGGUACUACGACUCAUUCAACGAACUCUAGUCGAGAAGUUGCAAAAUCAAGUGCCUACCGCGAGGUCAGAUGAAUGUCGAGCUGUUCUAAUCGGUUCAAGUUGGAAUUUCCAAAAAGCCCAAAAACGUCUUAAAGUGGAGCUACUUUGUCGACUGGGCUGUGCCUCCAAAUCUGCCUGUGAGAGAAUUCUUGAAAGGAUGGAUUGGAAUUUUGACGCAGCUGCCGAAUACAUACGUAACAGUGGCAGUCCUCACCAAUCCACACCGCUUUCCAUCUACCGACCACCGCUAUCACGCACCGCUAGCAGUACCGGCGAUUCGGCUAGCGUCACACCGGACAAUUCGCCCGACAUCCUCUACCUCAACACCACAUCCGCACCGUUCCCCUGA
Echinococcus granulosus is the source of this 1350-nucleotide messenger RNA. Its product is annotated as Activated CDC42 kinase. The record is from RefSeq and is a predicted model, not a curated record. Lineage: Eukaryota; Metazoa; Platyhelminthes; Cestoda; Cyclophyllidea; Taeniidae. Gene Ontology annotation, cellular component: extrinsic component of cytoplasmic side of plasma membrane. Gene Ontology annotation, biological process: regulation of keratinocyte differentiation; negative regulation of epidermal growth factor receptor signaling pathway. The coding region runs from base 1 to 1350 and encodes 449 amino acids. The transcript has a single exon.